AUGAAUGUUCUCAGCAAGGUUCCCCUUGGCAUCCUGACGAUUGUUGGUUUUGCUGGUUCCAGCAAAACUGACUUGAUGGCGACAACGAUCCUGCUUGCGAUGGGUGUAGGGCCUGUCAUUGUCUGUACACCGACCCACGCUGCUGCCAGCAAUAUUGCCGCGCGUGUGAACAAGCUUGCUUCACUCGCCUACGGGAAAGUCGAGGAGCCAAUGCCGGUUGUUGUCCGUGGAUUCUCGUGGAAAGUCGAUGAGCUACGUGGCAAGACCUACGCCCUGGGGGGAGGACCGGUUGAUGCAACUCAUGACAACUGGGAACAUCCACUGUCUAUGGUAGACUGGAUGCAGAGAGUCUUGCGCCCUGAGAAUCUCAAGCCGGGCAUUGUCAAGCCAGCGUCAUACGAGCUGGCCAAGGACGUGGAGAAGGAUACCAAGAUCGUGAAUCUCAAGGACACCCUCCACAACCAAAAGGGAUGGACUGUUGCCCACAGUCAGGCCUUCCGAGACCUUGCGACCCGGAUUUUGGAGGUUGCUGAUACCGUGCGUUGCACUACGCACGCAUCUACCAAGCGCAUUCUUGCAGACUGGGCACGGGACAAGGCACAGUCCACGUUCCUUGGUGAGGCCAGUGCCAUCUCGAUGCCUGAAGCGUUGGUCCCCUGGUUCAACGGGAGACCUCUUGUUCUUGCUGGGGAUGUUCGACAACUGCCGCCUUGCGUGAUGAACCUUGGACGGAAGAGCUGGACAGGCGGCCCCCUCAACUUCUUCGACAAGCAUCAAGAGAUCUCGCGCCAGAACCGCAUCGUCAAUGGGGGGUUCGAUCUGGCAAGAGAGAUCUUCUACCCGGAGCUUGGCGACAAGUUUGAAUACGGCCACCAAUGGGCCGUUAGCAAACGACCCGGUGCUUCUCAACUCGAAAGCUGGGUACGUCGGCGGUUCCCCGAGAUCAAGCCCUCUCCAACGGGAAAGAUCUGGCCCGUCUUCAUCGACUGCCAAGAUAGCGUUGGCGCUGAUGGAAACGCUGAUCAAGGCCUAGGGACCAAGUUUAUGGUGGUUUCGCCCUACAGGGCUACCAAGGCCUACCUCGAGGGGCUUAUCUGGCAGCGGCUGGAUAAGAGCACCAAGGACUCUGCCUUUUACAAGGGCCUUUCCAAUGUCCAGGUCAGCACCGCCAACUCCUUCCAGGACAAGGGAACAGGUGUGGCAAUCUUCUUGACUACGGCCACCCAGGAGUCAGGCCCGGGAUUCGUCAAAGAUGCUCGGCGAUUCAAUGUUGGUGUAAACCGCCAUGUUGACUUUCUGUUUGUGGUUGGUGAUAUCACUACGAUGGAACCCGUCAAGGAGAGCAAGGAAGAGCUCAUGGUGUCUGAGCAGGGAGGACGGGUGCUGGCAAGUGGCAACAUGAAAGGUUAA
Molecule: messenger RNA, 1410 nt
Organism: Fusarium keratoplasticum
Lineage: Eukaryota; Fungi; Ascomycota; Sordariomycetes; Hypocreales; Nectriaceae
Product: AAA-12 domain-containing protein
Exons: 3
Coding region: 1-1410 (469 amino acids)
Molecular function (GO): helicase activity
Source: RefSeq, a predicted model, not a curated record